GUGUCUGUUGAGGAAGUGCAUGAGGUCACCAGAUUCCAUGCUAAGAUUCUCCAUCCCAAGUUCUCAGUUAUCUCUGUUAUACUGAGCUAUAUCUUUUUUGGAACGUAGAUGUCCACUGUGACGUGGUCCUCUAUAUGGCAGUAAAAAAGGCAACAGUAAUUUCACGGCUGUACAUGCUCCUCAGAAACUCCAGUCAGAAAGAGGCUGUUCGGGACCGGGAGAAACAUCAGGUGUCCCAAGGAUAUUCAGAAUUGGUGCUGUCAAGUCCAAACGGGUCCUUAAAGCUGAACAGUUGGUUUGCAGUCAAGAAUCCCCAUUCCUCCUCCAUCAAUCCAGAGAAGAUUCAGCUGUUACCUGCAGACACCACACCAAGCUGUUGUAAGAUGGUUAUGAGAAACACAGGGGUUGACAUUGAGAUGGAGUUAAUCGGGGAUGAUGAGAGGACAGUAUGGAGAGAUAUGGUACCAACAGAUGAAUACAUCCCUGAAACCCAUUCAACUAGUGCUGUGUUGGGGGCAGGGCGUCCGGCUGAGAGCAGUCUGACUGGUUCUACAGAGCAGCAGCUGCGUUCUGUACGGACAGAGUUUGUGAAUCGCGUGUCAGGACCUGUCCUGGAUGGUCUGCUGGACGGACUCCUGCAACACACAGUCAUCAACCAGGAGGAAAUGGAGUCAGUAAAGGUGAUAGCUGCGAGGGCAGAUAAGGCACGUUACAUCAUCGACAUGGUGUUGAGAAAAGGAACUGAGUCAUGUUCCAGGAUGAUCAACCUUCUUGGGGAGCUGGACCCCUGUCUUUGGUCACAGCUUCAGAUCUACAGUUGUAGCCAACCCCUGGGUUGGGGAGACCAGGCAGAAUAGACAGGCAGGGUGGUUCAACGUGGUCUUGUUGUCUGUUGCUUUAAUUCAGGCUCCCAAAAAUUUACAGAAAAUGUCAAUCAAACAUGACCACUAUAAUAGCAAUAAACUAACCAAAGGUCCAGCCACACAGCCUCUCUCCUUCUGCAGCCUCCUGGAGGUGUGGAUCUUCUAGCAGGAGGAUCAGUUAGUCCUCCACUAGGUACCUAGCUGGACCCCUAUCUAGCAGGAGGGUCAGUUAGUCCUCCACUAGGUACC
This is a messenger RNA of Coregonus clupeaformis (lake whitefish), 1112 nucleotides long. RefSeq lists its product as uncharacterized. The record is from RefSeq and is a predicted model, not a curated record. The transcript is spliced from 5 exons. Gene Ontology annotation, biological process: regulation of apoptotic process. The coding region runs from base 135 to 857 and encodes 240 amino acids. Lineage: Eukaryota; Metazoa; Chordata; Actinopteri; Salmoniformes; Salmonidae.